Molecule: messenger RNA, 1265 nt
Organism: Labrus mixtus (cuckoo wrasse)
Lineage: Eukaryota; Metazoa; Chordata; Actinopteri; Labriformes; Labridae
Gene: nanp
Product: N-acetylneuraminic acid phosphatase
Exons: 2
Coding region: 65-796 (243 amino acids)
Molecular function (GO): hydrolase activity
Source: RefSeq, a predicted model, not a curated record
AUCUCACCCGGAUGUACUUCCGCAAUGAAACGAGCGGUGUGUUUAUGAAUGGUGUAGAGCAGAAAUGGACGGUAAAGGUGUGAAGGCGGUUCUGUUUGAUCUGGACAACACGCUGAUAGAGACGAGCCGGGCAGGUAAAGAGGCGCUGCGACAGACCAGCGACUUGUUGAAGAGCACCCUGGCCCUCGAUGACACGACAAUCAGCAGCAUUUGUGACAAAUUCAAGCAGAAGCUGUUCCAGGAGAGUUUCUCACCUUCAGCUGCCGGGUCCAUCGAUGAGGUCCGUGCAGGUCACUGGGAGGAGAGCAUCCAGGAGGCUGUCGGCAGCUGUUCCUCGCCCUCUCUGCCAGCUCAGUGCUACCACCUGUGGAAGAAGAGCCGCCUGCAGGCUCUCCGUCUGUCCCCUGAAAUCUGCGACCUCCUGAAACAGCUGCGGCGCAGGUACAAGCUGCUGCUGCUGACCAACGGGGAAACCCAGACGCAGAGGGAGAAGGUGGAGGCGGUCGGCUGCGAGGAGUUCUUCGAUGCUAUCGUAAUCGGGGGAGAAUACGCAGAGCAGAAACCGUUCGUGUCCAUCUUCACUCUGUGUUUUAACAUGCUGCAGGUGGAGGCUCAGGACUGUGUUAUGGUGGGAGACUCUCUGGACACGGACAUCCAGGGGGGCUUCAACGCAGGAGUGAGGGCUACAGUCUGGAUCAGCAAAGCAGGAAGUAUUGUACCAGACGGGUCAGUGAAACCAGACUACACCAUCCCUACAGUGCUGGACCUGCCAGAUAUUCUGGAUCAGCUCAAGUGAGGACAAGUGGACGAGGAGAACUGGCAUUUUGAGUGUAGAUUUUUUAAUUAUUGGAAUGUUUAAAAGAUAAAUGUCAUCAUGAAAUUUGACUUUUUUGUACGAUCUGCACUGUACGAAUAAUUUUGAGAUACUGGCAUUUAACUUGAAUGAUGUUAAUUGUUUUUAAAGCUUCUAAAACACUACAAGAGACGGUCUUUAAGGCAAAAAGGAAUACUGAUAUUAUAAGAAAUGUUUGUAUUUUAUUUCAUGUUUAUUGGUAAAGGGAUGAGUAUAGUGCAAGUCAACCAUCACCACACACUACAGCAUUUGAAGCCUACGCUAAUUUGCCAUGCCCGUCCCUACAUGGGCCUUUAAAAUAAAGACUGACCAAUAAUGCAGUUGAUAAAGAAACAUUUAGCUGUCAUGAAAAUCAACCUUUUCUACCAGGACAUGUCCUCUGAGUUUGCACAAAUAAAACUAUGAAAAAGUC